UCAAGUCUUUUCCCCCAUUUCUACCUCUCUUCCGUUUCCCUUUCCCCUCUUCCACCCCCCCCCCCUAAAUCUCUCUCUUUCUUUCUCUCUCUCUGAUUCACUCUCCUCCCCAUGGCGGACCGUGGAUCUUACGGCUUGGCUCCUCGUUUAGAUAUCGAGCAGUUAUUGGUAGAAGCAAAACAUCGUUGGUUACGUCCAGCUGAAAUUUGUGAAAUACUCCGUAACUACACCAAGUUUCGUAUUGCUUCAGAGCCUCCAGAUAGACCAUCAAGUGGGUCACUUUUUCUUUUUGACCGGAAGGUUCUGAGGUACUUUAGAAAGGAUGGACAUAAAUGGAGGAAGAAGAAAGAUGGCAAAACUGUAAGGGAAGCUCAUGAGAAGCUGAAGGUUGGAAGCAUUGAUGUAUUGCACUGCUAUUAUGCCCAUGGAGAAGAAAAUGAGAACUUUCAAAGGCGCAGCUAUUGGAUGCUUGAAGAGCAUUUAAUGCACAUAGUUUUUGUCCACUACUUGGAAGUUAAGGGUAAUAGAACCAAUGUUGGAGCUGUCGUUGAGACUGAUGAGGUUUCAACAAGUUCACAGAAGAGUAGAAGUUCUAGCUAUUCCAGCAGUCAUAAUCAAGCAGCUUCUGAAAAUGCAGAUUCCCCCAGUCCGACUAGCACUUUGACAUCAUUUUGUGAAGAUGCUGAUAAUGGUUGCUACUUGAAUUUGCAAUUUGGUGCAGAAGACACUUACCAAGCAACUUCAAGAUUUCACUCAUUUCCCACGUCACCAAAAAUGGGAAAUGGUCUUCUGGUGAAUAAACCAGAUGCUGGUCAAUCAAAUUUUUAUUUUCCUCAUUCCUCUUCCAACAACGCUGAAGCUUGGUCAACAGUUCCUGCUGUGGAUUAUGUAACACAAGUCCAAAAAGAUGGACUUGGGGGUAACGGUGGUGAUACUAGUAUGAUGGGUUCUCAGAAGACACUCAGUUCUGCCUCGUGGGAAGAGAUCUUGCAUCAAUGUACAACUGGUUUUCAAACUGUACCUUCUCAUGUUUUAACCUCUUCAAUUGAACCUCUGCCUUCUGGAAUUGUCUUUGGACAAGAGAAUUCAACUCCUGACAAGCUUUUAACCAGUAAUAGUGCUAUUAAAGAGGACUUUGGGAGUGCUCUGGCAAUGACAUCAAACUGGCAGGUUCCUUUUGAAGACAAUACUUUGUCCUUUUCGAAAGAGCACGUUGAUCAUUUUCCAGAUUUGUAUUCAGUUUGUGACAUAGAUAGCAGGUUAACUGCGCAGAAAUCUCACGAUGCAACUUUUGGAAGAGGUCAUGAGAUGUUUUGUGCUCAUCCUGGCAAACAAAAUGAGGAGAUUUUGCCAAACCUUGAAUUACAGUUCAAAGAAGGAGAAUCGUAUUCAACUGCGAGGUUGAGUUCUGACAAUGAUAUGUCUAAAGAAGGUACUAUCAGCUAUUCUCUGACUUUGAAACAAUCAUUAAUGGAUGGAGAGGAGAGUUUGAAGAAAGUCGACAGCUUCUCAAGGUGGGUAUCUAAGGAGCUUGGAGAAGUUGAUGAUUUGCACAUGCAUCCAUCAUCUGGCUUGACUUGGACCACUGUAGAAUGUGGUGAUAUGGUUGAUGAUUCAUCAUUAAGCCCUUCUAUUUCUGAAGACCAGCUUUUCAGUAUAACAGCCUUUUCUCCAAAGUGGACAGUUGCAGAUCUGGACACUGAGGUUGUGGUUAUAGGGAGGUUUAUGGGGAACAAUAAUGGCACAAACUGCCAUUGGUCAUGUAUGUUUGGGGAAGUUGAGGUGCCUGCAGAGGUUUUGGCUGAUGGAAUCCUGUGCUGUCAUGCACCACCACAUAGUGUUGGGCGAGUCCCCUUUUAUGUUACAUGUUCCAACAGAGUAGCUUGCAGUGAGGUGCGUGAAUUUGAUUACUUAGCGGGCUCUGCGCAAGAUGUAAAUGUUACCGAUAUAUACAACGCUGGUGCUACAGAAGAAUUACGUAUGCAUUUGCGAUUUGAGAGGUUACUGUCUCUUGAACCUUCAGAUCCUUCAAAUGACCUCUCUGAAAGUGCUUUGGAGAAGCAAAACUUAAUCAGAGAGCUUAUCACAAUAAAGGAAGAAGAUGAUACUUAUGGGGAAGAUCCAAAUCCUCAGAAUGAUCAAAUUCAGCAUCAAAGCAAGGAGUUCCUUUUUGUAAAGCUGAUGAAAGAAAAACUGUACUCGUGGCUUAUCCACAAAGUUAUUGAAGGUGGCAAAGGUCCUAAUAUAUUGGAUAGUGAGGGGCAGGGGGUAAUUCAUUUAGCAGCAGCCCUCGGUUAUGAUUGGGCCAUCAGACCAAUUGUAGCUGCAGGAGUGAGUAUCAACUUUCGAGACAUUAAUGGAUGGACUGCUCUUCAUUGGGCAGCAUUAUGUGGCAGGGAGUUGACAGUUGGAACCCUUAUAACACUGGAUGCUUCUCCUGGACUGAUGUCAGAUCCUUCUCCAGAAGUUCCUUUGGGCAUAGUGCCUGCAGAUCUUGCAUCUAUUAAUGGACACAAAGGGAUCUCUGGUUUCCUCGCAGAGGCAGCAUUGACCAGCUAUGUCAGUUCCAUAUCAAUGGCUGAGACAGUACAAGAUGGUGUGUCAGACGCUUCAAGGACGAAAGCUGUGCAAACUGUUUCUGAACGAAGGGCCACACCGGUAAAUGAUGGUUUCAUGCCCGGCGAUUUGUCCUUGAAGGAUUCAUUGACUGCUGUCUGCAAUGCUACUCAAGCUGCUGGCCGUAUAUAUCAGAUAUUAAGAGUGCAGUCGUUUCAGAGGAAAAAAUUAUCAGAGUGUGGAACUGAUGAAUUUGGAUCCUCAGAUAAUAGUAUUCUUUCAUUUAUGAAAGCCAGGGCACGUAAGUCUGGACUAAGUAACAACCCAGCUCAUGCUGCUGCAGUUCAGAUACAGAAAAAGUUCCGUGGUUGGAGAAUGAGAAAAGAAUUCUUGCUAAUACGGCAAAGAAUAGUGAAAAUUCAGGCCCAUGUCAGAGGACACCAGGUGAGGAAGCAAUAUAAAAAGAUUGUUUGGUCAGUAGGAAUGAUAGACAAGAUUAUUUUGAGAUGGAGACGGAAGGGCAGUGGUUUGCGAGGCUUCCGAUCGGAUGCAGUUCCCAAGGAUCCACCCGCCUUGAUGGCACCACCUACUAAAGAGGAUGAUUAUGAUUUUCUGAAGGAAGGAAGGAGGCAGACUGAGGAGAGAUUUCAAAAAGCACUUACUAGAGUCAAGUCCAUGGCGCAGUAUCCUGAGGGACGAGACCAAUACCGUAGGCUUCUUACUGUUGUUCAAAAGUGCCGAGAAACCAAGGGGAGUGCUAUGGUUGUUACUACUACUUCAGAAGAGGUAAUAGAAGGCGAUGACAUGAUUGAUAUCGACACCCUGCUGGAUGACGAUGCUUUGAUGUCUAUGACAUUUGAUUGAGAAACAGAUUUGUGUUAUCAAUCAACCUUCUGCUCUGAUGCUCCUAACUUAAGCUUUUGCUUGUAAAUACAACUCUAACUAAUGUAUCAGAUUCAGAUCUUUAUAUAUGAACACACAGUAUUUGGCUGCCUACCAAACAAGGGUAUAGAUUUUAUAGGUUGCUGAUAGGUUUACCUGAUGUAAUUUAUGGAGGAGAACCAGAUUGUGUCAACUGAUUAAAUUCGAACCAAAUUACUAGAGAAUUUGUAUAUGGAAAGUACACUUGUUACUGCUACAAUUUGUAUGUUUUAGUGUCAUUUUCUGAAAGGUAAUUUUGAAGUUUGCAUUGCAGCA
Cucumis sativus (cucumber) is the source of this 3753-nucleotide messenger RNA. Its product is annotated as calmodulin-binding transcription activator 2. Gene Ontology annotation, cellular component: nucleus. The record is from RefSeq and is a predicted model, not a curated record. Gene Ontology annotation, molecular function: double-stranded DNA binding; transcription coregulator activity; protein binding. NCBI's taxonomy places the organism in Eukaryota, Viridiplantae, Streptophyta, Magnoliopsida, Cucurbitales, Cucurbitaceae. Gene Ontology annotation, biological process: regulation of transcription by RNA polymerase II. Bases 112 to 3420 code for a protein of 1102 amino acids. The transcript is spliced from 13 exons.